UCUCUUGGCUCUGUUCUCUUGGUCGGAGAGUAUGUGUGUGUGUGUGUGUGUGUGUGUGUGUGUGUGUGUGUGUGUGUGUGUGUGUGUGUGUGUGUGUGUGUGUGUGUGUGUGUGUGUGUGUGUGUGUGUGUGUGUGUGUGUGUGUGUGUGUGUGUGUGUGUUUGUGUGUGUGUGUGUGUGUGGGGGGGGGCUCAGGCAGUUUACUGAAGCUCAACUGGUGCGAUCAGAGAUCUGUACAGCACCACUUCACACUUCCUUCCUGAUCUCAUCUCUCGCUCUCUCUCCCUAACGCUCUUUCCCCCUUGCUCUCUUUCUCUCUCUCUCUCAUUACCUCUCUCCCUCCCUUCCUCUAUUUUUUUCUCUCUCUCACUCUCUCGCUCCCUCUCCCCUGCCUUUCCCUCUCUCCCUCCCUCCCUCUCUCCCUCUCUCUCUUCUCUAAUCUGUGGAAUAUUGGAUGAGGACAGAGGACUUUACCCGUGAUUUUUUUCCUUGUCCUUCAGCGCUACUGGCUGGUGUUGGGCUGCAUCCAUGACUAUACACACCUGGCUGAUGUACGGGCUUGGAAUGACUCUGGUUUGGGCUUUUCUUGUAACGCAAGUGCAGGGUCUGCAGUGCUAUGGCUGCAACAUCAUCCAGGGCCAGAGGUACGUGGAUGUUGGCUGCUCCAACCCCGAGGUCCUCACCUGCUCACACUCGCACAAGGGCUUCAAGCACCGCUUCUGCAUCCGGACCGAGAGCACGGCAUUGGGUAUUGUCCUGACCAGCGGCUGUGCUACAUCCAGACACUGCCAACAACAAGAGCUGCCUGGCGUUCGUAUUCACUGCUGCGGCUCCGAUCUGUGUAACAGCACCACUUGGUUGAAAUCAAAUGCACUGCACUAUAUCUGCGCUCUGACCUGCCUGCUACUGCUGCGGCUCGGGUUGUGAUGUAAAGACAUAUUGGAGAGAAAGGAAAUACCGUCUCGGUUCACAAGGGGAUUUCUGGCAGACAUGUUCCCCUCAACUGUCAUAUUCUGGUCACUGACUAGUGGGUGACGAGCGUUGCGGGGUUCUCCUGACAAAUCAUGGGAAAUAUUAGGGUUCCGCUUUACUCAGCUUGCAGUGUUAUUACAAUAGCAUACUGAUUGAACAGCACCCAGAUAACGUUCAUGGUUGGAUUGUUGUUGGAGGUUAAAUCAACAUUUGCCUAUGGAGCCACCCCAGAUCUUCAAAACUCUUCAGAGGCUUAGAAUCAGUGAAGACCAAAUAUAGUGUGAGAAACCUACUUCUUUUGAAUAUUCAGUCACACUGUCUAAAGUCUUGUUCAGAUAUCUAUCUUAUUCAGGCAUAGUCCGCUUUUAAUGCAUGUUAUGCGUGUUUAUUUUUAAGGUUGUACAAAGUAUUUUACAGUAUGUAUUGUGGUAAACAGCUGUAUUAAAAUAUUCCUUUUUAACAAGUUAAC
Messenger RNA from Gadus macrocephalus (Pacific cod), 1441 nucleotides. RefSeq lists its product as uncharacterized. The coding region runs from base 529 to 927 and encodes 132 amino acids. Lineage: Eukaryota; Metazoa; Chordata; Actinopteri; Gadiformes; Gadidae. The record is from RefSeq and is a predicted model, not a curated record. The transcript is spliced from 3 exons.